AUGUGCACGGAGGAGGAGGAGAACCCGGGCGCCGACGGCUCCGUCCCGGCACUGAAUGUUGGUGGGGAGGGCGCCACUUCUUCCCAGCCUAGCGCAGAUCCUUCCCCGGCGGACCCAGAGGAUGUUGACACCAUCAUCGAGGAGGUCGCCAGGGACGCCGCAGCAGAGGCCGACAAGAUCGCCGCCGAGGAGGCCGCCAAGACUGCCGCUGAAGAGGCCGCCAAGGGGUCUACUAAGGAGACCGGCAAGGCCGCUGGCCAGGAAGCCGGCAAGGGGCCUGCCGGGGAGGCUGGCAAGGCCGCUGCCAAGGAGGGGGCGGUCGGCGACCAAGCUUCCUCCUCCACUGCCUCUGACUCGUGCAUGUACCUGAAGGGCAUUUUUCCUUCACACGUCGCCGAGACGCAGGCUUGGUUCCGCGAGGCCCACAAGGAACUGAAGGCCGCCCAGGAUGUGCUGGACGAGCGCAAGCUGGAGCUUGUCAUGAAGCAGGCCGACAUCGAGAAGGCCCAGGAGCUGGCGAGGGAGCAGGCCGCCAAGGAUGAGGCCGCUAGGCACCAGCACCCGGCCGAGCUAAAUUCCCAGGAGGAGGACCUUGUGAAAGAGCUGGAGGUGGAGCGGGAUGGGCUGAAGGAUCAGGCCCUGAAGUUGGAAAAGGAGAAGGACACGCUCAACGGUGCUCUGCUGGAGGGUCUUGAGGAGACGCUUUCAGGGGUCAGGGCCCGGGAGGAGACGCUGACCAAGGAUCUGGAGAAGGAGAGGCAGCUGCGGAAGAACGAGGCUGCCAACCACGCAGAUUUCGUGAAGGGCAAAAACCUCUCGAUCAGCUGCCUCGCCGACGUCGCCGGCAGGAUCAUCACGAAGCUGGCGGCCAUGGGGAUGCCAAACUUGAGGGCCCUGGAGCAGUUCCACUCCAACAGGGCGGGCUCUUUGGCCGAUGAGGCCCGGAAGCUCUGCCCGGGUGUCAUGACCAAGGUCCUCACCAAGCAGAUACCACCAUCCCCUCCUAACGAGGAUGAACCCAUGCAGCAAGCUGAGCCUGCGGUGUAUAUCAUUCCUACCUCAGCUGCUCUAGAGACUGAUGUUGUGGAUAUCUUUCUAAACAAGACUGGCAAGGAAAAUGCCUUUCCUGGGCAGCAAGCCACAAAGGAUAAAACUGAUGAAGAAAUUGAGUUUGAGGAGGCAGUUUCAUUGCCUCCGAAGGAAAUGCAAGUUGAGCUCUCGAGAUCCAACAAGGAGGAGAAUGACAAGUUAAAAGAGGAAGAAAAGAAAUAUGAAGAGCCCAUGGCUCAUGAAGAAGUUGUUCCACCUGUUGUGCCCCAGGAAACCGAAAAAGAAGCAGUUGUGACCCAGGCAUCUGCAGAGGAUAUUAGCAAAGGAAAGGCACCUGUUGAUGUUGCUGGCACUACUUCUGCAUCUGACACUGCUCCGAAAGUUAAGAAAGCUAAGGAAAACUCCUGUGCCCCUCAGCGUUCUGCAUCAACUGACCUGCUGUUCGUCGAACCAGAUGAUGAAUUCGAAGACACAGCUGGAACACUCAUCUACAAGCCAGAUGCACCUCGCACUGUUUGCUCCGAAGCCCAUGCUGCAACACCUGCUUCAGACUCAACUAUUCCUUACUCUGCGAAUUCUGAUUUGUCAAGCAGUGCAAAUUCUGAUUCUUAG
This is a messenger RNA of Aegilops tauschii subsp. strangulata, 1662 nucleotides long. Lineage: Eukaryota; Viridiplantae; Streptophyta; Magnoliopsida; Poales; Poaceae. The record is from RefSeq and is a predicted model, not a curated record.